GGGAGAGUGCGGGGAGAGUGCGGCGUUAUCGCGGCGUCACUUAUAUAGUAUACGUGCACGUUGCAUACGUUAGUGGCUAUUAAUUAUAUUGUUUUAUAGUUAAUAUGUCAUCCGAAAUAAGACUUGUGCAGGAAAUAGAGAAGUUUGAGUGUUUAUAUAAUAACUUUUUGCCAGAAUACAAUCGUAAAGAUUUAGCUGAAGAGGCCUGGGCACAAGUUUCCAGCAGUACAGAGCUGUCAGCAGAAUGUAAAGAGAAAUGGAGAAACAUUAGAAGUUCGCUCCUCAGAAAUCUCAAACCAAGUGAAAAACCGAGAAAACCGUAUUAUCUAAUACCAUAUCUACAUUUCUUAAUACCAUUCCUAAAACCAAUUAAUAAUCUCGAACAAAAGGACGAACCAAACACCAGCAAAGAUUCAGAUAUAUUUAUUUGUGCCGUAAAAUCUGAGGACGAGUGUCAGUUAAUAUGUGACACAAUUAAUUCAGAAAUAAUAUCUGAUGAGGACUCCCACGUCGAAAGGGUGCAGUCUCAUUCAAAUUCUGUACCAAAUAAAAGAAAAAGAAAAGAGGGAAAUAGUAGCAUAAAAAGAAAACGUCAAGAGACAGAGAUUGCUUAUGACAUUAGUUCAAUACCAUCGAGCGACGCACCACGAACAGUUUGUGAAGCUAUGAGAUACUUUCUCUUAAGUCUUUUACCAGAAUUCGAAACAAUGUCAGAAGACCAAAUUAGACAGUUUAAAAUAAAAGUAAUGAUGGCUAUAGAUGAUAUCAAAUCAAAUGGGGGUAAAAUAAAACCUUUACCGGAUAGUACGUCCAAUCGUUUACAGAAAAGACUUAUUAAUUUGCUCCUAAAAAAUCUUGAAAAGAGUUGACCCUGAAUUUGUAGAUUUUAUAGUUAAGGAUUAAAUUUAUUAAUAUUUACGCUA
Danaus plexippus (monarch butterfly) is the source of this 923-nucleotide messenger RNA. RefSeq lists its product as uncharacterized. Gene Ontology annotation, molecular function: DNA binding. Bases 105 to 869 code for a protein of 254 amino acids. The transcript is spliced from 2 exons. Gene Ontology annotation, biological process: regulation of transcription by RNA polymerase II. Gene Ontology annotation, cellular component: nucleus; transcription regulator complex. The record is from RefSeq and is a predicted model, not a curated record. Lineage: Eukaryota; Metazoa; Arthropoda; Insecta; Lepidoptera; Nymphalidae.